GGUAUUUGACUCGAAGCAGCACCUUUGGUGUGGAGAAACAGUUGGGGAUGGAAAGCUUUCAUCUUAUCAACAGCACACACCUCGGGCGAGGAUGGGAGGAUUCUUGCCCACUCUCGUUGGGUGGCACCACCUUCCUGAUCAUGGCCUACAGCACCAUGCUGGCUGUCGGCCUGGUGGGAAACACCUGCCUUGUCCUGGUUAUCCUGCGGCAGAAGGAGAUGCGCAACGUGACUAACAUCUUCAUCGUCAACCUUUCCUUUUCUGACAUCCUCAUGUGCCUUAUAUGUCUCCCCUCUACCAUUAUCUACACCCUGAUGGACAGAUGGAUUCUAGGAGUGGGUCUAUGUAAAUUGACUUCGUUUGCCCAGUGUUUGUCCAUCACAGUCUCCAUCUACACCUUGGUGCUGAUCACUCUGGAGAGGCAUCAGCUCAUCAUCCAUCCCACUGGUUGGAAGCCAGUGCUUGGACACUCGUACCUUGCUGUGGCCGUCACCUGGAUUAUGGGGUGCUUCAUCUCGCUGCCCUUCUUUUCUUUCACAGUUGUGGAGGACUUCAGUUCACAAAACCUCACCUUUCCAACGAAUCCCUCUGACGCCCACCUGGUCUGCAUGGAAGAGUGGCCAUCAAAUGAGAGCCGGUUAUCGUACACUACAUCGAUGCUGGUGUUUCAAUACUGCCUGCCUCUUACAAUCAUCAGCGUCUGCUACUUCCGCAUUUUUCUCCGCCUCAGUCAACGCAAAGACAUUAUCGAGAGGACAAGGGAUGCACGUCAACGCAAUGCAAAACACUCCAAGCGGAUCAACGCCAUGCUAGCCUCCAUCGUGGCCCUGUUCGCCCUCUGCUGGUUGCCGCUGAAUGUAUUUAACACCAUUUUCGACUGGAACCACAACGUCUUAACGUGGUGUCACGACGCUGUCUUUUCCGUGUGUCACCUCACUGCUAUGGCUUCCACAUGCGUCAACCCCAUCAUCUACGGCUUUCUCAACAACAAUUUCCAGAAGGAGCUGAAGUCACUGCUGUAUCAGUGCCGGUGCUCAGGGGUUCCUCUGAACUAUGAAAGUUUUCCACUGUCCACCGUCAGCACCGAUGGGACGAAAGCCUCUGUUGUCAGCAAUUUCUCUGAGAGUGUCGCCAUCUCACCACAACAGCUGGAAAAGGAGGUCUUGUAAAUAAGCACCUCAUAGUCUACAUGUUCAUUAGACUGAGUAACAGUUGUCGGCUUAAGCGCAUGCCCAUAUUUGCUCAGCUAUACUUUGAAAAACAAGACUGCUUCCAUAUAUCUAUGAAUUGGAUUGCAUUGCUGAACACGGCUCAUAGAUCAUCAUCCGCAAACUUUUGGCACCGAUUUGAAGAUGAUUGGUAGCAAACCAAUGUUAUUUGUGAUGGGACCUCAUGUUCAAAGAAUGUAUCCUUAUGAUUGGAGGGGACUGUGUGAAUACUGAGGUUUGUUUUCUUGACUAAAUGACAAAGCACUC
Messenger RNA from Clarias gariepinus (North African catfish), 1475 nucleotides. It is a transcript of the gene npy8br, whose product is annotated as neuropeptide Y receptor Y8b. Bases 48 to 1169 code for a protein of 373 amino acids. Gene Ontology annotation, molecular function: neuropeptide Y receptor activity; neuropeptide binding. The record is from RefSeq and is a predicted model, not a curated record. Gene Ontology annotation, biological process: G protein-coupled receptor signaling pathway. NCBI's taxonomy places the organism in Eukaryota, Metazoa, Chordata, Actinopteri, Siluriformes, Clariidae. The transcript has a single exon. Gene Ontology annotation, cellular component: plasma membrane; neuron projection.